Molecule: messenger RNA, 1034 nt
Organism: Dunckerocampus dactyliophorus (ringed pipefish)
Lineage: Eukaryota; Metazoa; Chordata; Actinopteri; Syngnathiformes; Syngnathidae
Gene: pin1
Product: peptidylprolyl cis/trans isomerase, NIMA-interacting 1
Exons: 5
Coding region: 111-581 (156 amino acids)
Cellular component (GO): cytosol; nucleus
Molecular function (GO): protein binding; peptidyl-prolyl cis-trans isomerase activity
Source: RefSeq, a predicted model, not a curated record
UAAACCUAUUGGUAGCUGUCGCAAACUGUCGGGCUUCAGAGACAGGGACAGGGCUACUGCUAGAUUGAAUUUAAAAUUAUUUUUUUCGUGAAACCAGAAACGUGAAUAUAAUGGCAGACGAGGAGAAUUUACCAUCGGGUUGGGAGAAAAGAAUGAGCCGCAACUCAGGCAAGGUGUAUUACUUCAACCACACCACCAACGCCAGCCAAUGGGAACGACCGGUAGGAGACUGCCUUGGAGAGCCAGAUAAGGUACGCUGCUCUCAUCUCCUGGUCAAACACAAACAGUCACGCCGUCCGUCCUCCUGGCGGGAACAAAACAUCACACGAUCCAAAGAUGCGGCUGUGGAUCUGAUUCAGAAGUACAUCGAGCAGAUUAAGUCUGGAGAAGAGAAGUUUGACGCUUUGGCUUCCCGGUUCAGCGACUGCAGUUCAGCUAAGAAUGGCGGAGACCUGGGACUCUUUGGCAAAGGUGAAAUGCAGAAACCUUUUGAAGACGCCUCCUUUGCGCUCAAGAUUGGAGACAUGAGCGGCCCUGUUUUUACCGACUCCGGAGUGCACAUCAUCCUGCGCACUGGCUGAAGCAAGCGCUACGCACACACACUCACACACUCACACACACACACACACACACACACACACUAGCCUGUAAUCUCGAAAUACGCAACAGCAAAGCUUUACACGCCUCAUCACAUGAACGACAAGAGGUACCGCAAACGCAAAUACUCCCAACAUUUCAGCAGAACGUCCUGCACAUGUUUGAUCACGUACGUAGCGUAGCGUUAAACGCGCCAGUUGAACGUGCAUGUCAUCAAAACAAGCAUCUCGGUCUUCCUCUGUGACGUUAGCAGUGUUACUUUCACUCGCCCUGAUAGUGUAAGCAUUUCACUUCAUAAGCUAACGUCAUCAUGUCAAUGGAGAACACUUGAUUGAUUUUAAAAAAACAAAAAUCUCCACCAACCAACCAUAGGAACUGUCCAGCCGUCAAGGCUCCUCCUUCUUCCAUCAAAAUAAAAGCCCUGUUUUUUUUCGUAA